CCAACAUCUUUCAGGUUUGGUGGGCGGGCGGUAUUUGUGAAUCCGACCUCAGCUUUGUCUCUUCUCUUGCUUUUAUAUUUAAGAUUGUUCAGUUCCAAUUUCAUCACCCAAACAGCCCCGAAUUCUCUCCCAUCUUCUACCUUUCCGUAUCCAGGAUAAUAGAAGGAAAAAAAUUGGCGAUAACUGUUCGGCUCUUGAUCUGCUGGAUUGGUUAUUUUCAUUGACUGGAUUGGGCUUCGAAAAUGUACAACGCUGUGAUGGAUCCUGAGUUGAUCAGAAUCGCUCAGGAGCAGAUGAGUCGCAUGUCACCGGCUGAAUUUGCUCGGAUCCAACAGCAGAUGAUGUCCAAUCCAGAGUUAAUGAGGAUGGCCUCAGAAAGCAUGAAGAACAUGAGGUCUGAAGACUUUAAACUAGCUGCAGAGCAGCUAAAGCAUACUCGUCCUGAACAGAUGGCUGAGAUUGGUGAGAAGAUGGCAAAUGCAACACCUCAAGAAAUUGCAGCUAUGCGUGCCCGUGCUGAUGCCCAGAUUAAAUAUGAAAUAACUGCGGCUGAGAUGUUGAAGAAGCAGGGUAAUGAUCUUCACAGUCAGGGAAGAUUCCAUGAAGCUAUGCAGAAGUAUUGUCUUGCCAAGCAAAACAUAAGAGAAAUUCCAUCCUCCCAAAGUAGAAAGCUUCUUUUAGCUUGCUCGCUCAACUUGAUGUCGUGUUACUUGAAGACAGGGCAGUAUGAUGAAUGUGUAAAAGAAGGUGCUGAGGUUUUGGCUUAUGAUGCAAAAAAUCUUAAAGCUCUUUAUCGAAGAGGUCAAGCAUAUAAGGAACUUGGUCUACUAAAGGAUGCUGUUGAUGAUUUGAGCAUGGCAUAUGAAGUUUGCCCAAGUGAUGAUACAGUUGCAAAGCUUUUAAGGGAGACCAAGGAAAUUUUGGCAGAGGAUGGUGGUGAGCAUGCACCUAGAGGAUUGGUAAUUGAAGAAAUAACUGAAGAAGAUCAGAAUGUCCGGGCACAAAACUCUGAAAGCUCAUCUGUGGAGCAAACAGUGGCUUGGCCAAAAACUUCCAACGAGUCUUCCAAGAGUUCCAGUACAGUUAUCAAUGAAAAUCUAGAAUCAAAUAUGGAGAGAUCAUUCCAAAAUUUCAUUUCAAAUGCCAACCCUGCCACUCUUGCUUCUUUGAAUGCUGGACAGUCCAAAGAUGUGUCUCCCGAUAUGAUUAGAACUGCCUCAAACAUGAUUAGCAAGAUGUCACCACAGGAACUUCAAAAAAUGCUUGACAUGGCUUCUUCAUAUCAGGGGGACAACCCAUUUUUAAGAGGUUCCCCUGAAUCUACUAUCAACUCUGGAUCAAUUCCUCCAAACGUGACUCCUGACAUGUUUAAAACAGCUUCUGAUAUGAUAAGUAAAAUGCCACCAGAGGAUCUUCAGAAGAUGUUUGAAAUGGCUUCCUCAUUGUCCGGGAAAGCAUCUAGCUCAUCAUCCGCAGCUGUGGACAAGAAUGUGAGAAAUGCUUCUCAGUCGAACAUCCCCUCCUCCAAUGCUAGUGGAAGCAAUGCAUUUGCUGAAUCAAGUUCUUAUGAUUCAUUUUUAAAUAUGGGAAACGCUGCUCAGUCAAACUUCCCAUCCUCAAGUGCUGAUUUGCAAGAACAGAUGAGAAACCAGAUGAGAGAUCCAGCUACGCGAGAGAUGUUUACAUCAAUGAUUAAAAAUAUGAGCCCAGAAAUGAUGGCAAACAUGAGCAAACAAUUUGGUGUUAAGCUUUCAAAAGAAGAUGCAGCAAAAGCUCAGCAAACCAUGUCAUCCUUGACACCAGAGGACUUGGAUAGAAUGAUGCGAUGGGCUGAUCGGAUUCAAAGAGGAGUUGAAGGUGCAAAAAAGACGAAGAAUUGGCUGCUCGGAAAACCUGGUAUGAUAUUGGCAAUAGUCAUGCUCAUAUUAGCUGCAAUCCUUCACUGGCAGGGUUUCAUUGGUGGCUAGAACAAGUGAGAUGUGCAUUCUAGGACAUCCCGAUUUAGGUUGUCGAGAAGAUUCCACGUAUUGCCUUGGAGUACAGCUGAUAUGAGGUUAUUAUAAGUUUUAUGGGAGGAGAAAAGGAGGGUGCAAAAGGGGAAGGCGGAGCAGGGGUUUGCUGGCAGGGACAGCAAGGAAAGGGGUAAGGUGUUGACAUCGUAGUUAAUGUGUUCGCUAGAAAUCUUUUGAUUUGAUUUUGAUCCGUUGUAUCUUUGAUUAUGCUGCUGGUGACUGACUGUAGAUGGUGUAGGCGAUGAAAUUGACAAAAAUGUCAUUUCAUUGGGGGAGUGACCAAAAAAAAAAAAAUUGCUUUGUUGUAAAAUAUUAGCUCGAGCACUCUGGCACUUACCUUUGUUAGUUGUGACCCUACUAUUUAAUCAAUUUGAUGGCAAUAAACUUAUUAGUAAGCAA
Molecule: messenger RNA, 2411 nt
Organism: Prosopis cineraria
Lineage: Eukaryota; Viridiplantae; Streptophyta; Magnoliopsida; Fabales; Fabaceae
Product: outer envelope protein 61
Exons: 11
Coding region: 243-1967 (574 amino acids)
Molecular function (GO): protein binding
Source: RefSeq, a predicted model, not a curated record